AUGAAGAGCACCUCUGGUUAUGCCUUCUCACUUGGAUCAGGAAUAUUUUCUUGGGCAUCAAAAAAGCAAGCAACAGUUGCACAAUUAACCGCAGAGGCAGAAUAUGUUGCAGCAACUAAAGCGACAAGUCAAGCAAUUUGGCUACGAAGAAUACUUGCAGAAAUGGGAGAACAACAAGAUGGGCCUACUACAAUCUACUACGAUAAUAAAUCAGCAAUAGCAAUGACAAAAAAUCCACCGCCUCCUCCCACUCCCAAUCCCAAUCCCAAUCCCACCCAAUCCCUUUCUCCCAUCCACCAAACCCUAAACCUCAUGCUCUCCUCUAGCCUCGCCCCCGACGCUGCCACCGUCGACAUCACCGUUCGCGCCCUAUGCUCCGCCUCCCGCCUCGACCACAUCGUCCAAUUGCUCAAGGAAUUCGCCUCCAAGCACUGCCCCCCAGACACCUUCACCAUCAACCACCUCCUCAAGCACCUCUGCAAGUCCCGCCCCCUCUCCUCCAUCUAUGCCUUCAUCGACGAGAUGUGCUACGACUUCGCCCUCAAGCCCGACCUCGUCACCUACACCAUUCUCAUUGACAACGUUUGCAACUCCAAGAACCUCCGAGAGGCGACGCGCCUCGUCGUCGUCCUCCACCGCGAGGGCUUCAAGCCCGAUUGCUUCCUCUACAACACCAUCAUGAAAGGCUAUUGCGCCCUCAGCAGGGGGAGGGAGGCCAUCGAGGUUUACAACAAGAUGAAAGAGCAAGGCGUGGAACCUGACCUCGUCACCUACAACACCUUGAUCUUUGCCUUGUCCAAGUUCGAGAGGGUUUCCGAGGCCAAGAAGCUUCUACGCGCAAUGGCUGAGGCUACGAAUGCUAGGAGGGAUGCAUAUCAAGAAACUGUUAGGCGUGGGAAAGUUGAAAAUGAUGCCAUUGAUGCUAUUCGCAGGGCUAAAGCCGCUGAAAACUUGUAUAAAGAAGAGCUGGAACUGAGGAAAGAACUAGAGGAAGAAGAAAAGAAAGCAAAUGAAGAACUUGUAUAA
Molecule: messenger RNA, 1026 nt
Organism: Cajanus cajan (pigeon pea)
Lineage: Eukaryota; Viridiplantae; Streptophyta; Magnoliopsida; Fabales; Fabaceae
Source: RefSeq, a predicted model, not a curated record